Parus major (Great Tit) is the source of this 9423-nucleotide messenger RNA. RefSeq names its product family with sequence similarity 131 member B (gene FAM131B). NCBI's taxonomy places the organism in Eukaryota, Metazoa, Chordata, Aves, Passeriformes, Paridae. The transcript is spliced from 7 exons. The record is from RefSeq and is a predicted model, not a curated record. Bases 201 to 1364 code for a protein of 387 amino acids.
CUGGCCCGCGGGCUCCCCGCCUCGCCCCGGCGGGGGCACCCCGCGCUCCUACCUGACCAUGACCCCGCGCCGCUCCCCGCUGGGCCACCCCGGCGUUUCCCGCUGAAGGGACCGGCUCCUUUCCGACCUCCGCCGCCGCCUGCCUUCUCCGCCUACUCGCUGCUGAGGCUGCCGCCUCUCCCCGGAGCCCCGCCGGAGUGAUGGGCUGCAUCGGAUCCCGCACCGUGGGAAACGAGGUGAUUGCAGUAGACUGGAAGGGACUGAAAGAUGUGGACCAAAUCAAUAUGGACAGCACGAGUUCUCUGCAUGGCAGCAGCUUCCAUCGACCUUCCACUGAGCAAACACGGACGGAUUUCUCCUGGGAUGGUAUCAAUCUCUCCAUGGAAGAUACGACCUCCAUCCUCCCCAAGCUGAAACGCAACUCCAAUGCUUAUGGGAUUGGGGCUUUGGCUAAAUCAUCUUUCUCUGGCCCCUUAGGGAUAUCUCGCAGCAUGAAGGACCACGUCACGAAGCCGACGGCGAUGGGCCAGGGCCGCGUGGCUCACAUGAUCGAGUGGCAGGGCUGGGGCAAAGCCCACAGCCAGCAGCAGCAGCACACGCACGAGAGCGCGCGCAAGGACGCCGACGCCUACUCGGACCUCAGCGACGGCGAGAAGGAGGCCCGGUUCCUCGCAGGAGUGAUGGAGCAAUUUGCUAUUUCUGAAGCGACUCUCAUGGCCUGGUCCUCCAUGGAUGGUGAGGAUGUGAGUGUAAACUCAAACCAGGACAACCCAGCAGGCAACUACUCUGAGAACUAUCAGGAGCUGAUGGAGAGCCAAGAGCAUAUGGCCCAGACGCAGUAUGAUAGCUGGCCUCAUUCCUACGUCUCGCAGGGCAUGUACUGCUUAGGUUCAUCCGACGCCUGGGAGGCCAGUGACCAGUCCCUCAUCGCCUCCCCAGCAACUGGCUCCUACCUAGGCCAGAAUUUUGAUGAGUCCCAGACAAACCUUCAGGAAAGCAUUUUGCUUCAGAGCAGCUUUCUCCAGCAGCAGCAGCUGCAGCAACAGCGGCAGGAGCAGAACUUCAUCCAGAGCACGGGGCUGGUCCACGUGUGGCCCCUGCAGACUGCUCAGAGUGGGGGUGGAGCCGAGUCCAGCACGUACAUGGAGGACCACAUUGAGGAUGAAGGGAACCCACGGCUGGAGAAGGCUCCUCUCCUAAACAAGAAGCCCUCUCCAGAGGAGGAUGAUGCAGUGUGCCGGGACCUGGAAUCUUUGUCUCCUCGAGAGGAGAUGGAACAUGCUGCACUGAGCCGCAAAGUCUCAGAUGUCACCUCCUCUGGGGUGCAGUCCUUUGAUGAGGAAGAGGGAGAAACAAACAACUGAUGCUUUCUGUGAAGUACUCAUCAUUGCUGAAAAAAAGAGAGGGAUGGCAAGGAAUGCAAUUACAGGGAUUCUUCUCUCCAGCUCCCCAUAUUUCCAAGCAGACAUACCUUCCAUUCCUGACAUUUAAUUAUUUUUUUAAACAAGGAAAGUCUCAAAGAGAUUGACACAUAAAAACCUUUUCUUCCCCUCCCCCAUGGACACAUAUUUUGGAUUUUCAUUGCUCUGGGCAACAUGUGAUGUGCUUGGAGAGAUCUGGAUUGGUAAAUAAUUUCUAAAUCUUUUUAAUACAAAGUCUUGGCUGUGGAUACAAACUCUUCUGGUACUGGGGAUGUAGCUGAUGAGACAGGCUUGGUGUAGGGAGCAGCUUUGUGGCUAGAAUUCAUCUUAGCAGAAUGGAUGUUGCUCUGUGGACAUGGCCCCCUUUGAUAGAAUAUAGGAAUAUAAACUGGUUGAAAGUGAAGAUGUGGCUUUGCAGGUCUAGAUUGCGCUAGCGCUGCCGUUGUGGCUGAUGCAGAGGAUCAGGCCGUGUUCCAUACAGACACCAUGGAGAUGAAAGAUGUGCUGUGUAACCAGAUCCUCAGUAGCACCUUGAUACAAAGCUGUAGGUUUGAUGGAUACGAACUGCGCUCCCUGGGCCUGGGCUGUGCUGCCAGUGUGCUCUGUGGGCAUGGCUCUGCUGUGGCGUGGAAGAAUGGAUGCAGAUACAAAUCUAACCCUGCUCUCAGAUAUUCAUGCUUUGGUCUCUUUCAUUUGUUUCUCUCUUUGACAUUUCUGCCUUCCCAGGAGCUGGCAAGAGUGGUGUGUCCUUUUGGCAGUGGGCACUGGAAGCCAGUGGAAAGAACAUUUUCAGCUACGGAGACAGUCAUAAAAAGCUGACUCUUGCAGUGGGCUUGAGGACGUGUCCGUCUUGGUGCUGCUGCUGUGUCCUUCUGUCUUUUCCUUGCCAGCGGAAUGGGGAGACCCAGAGAGUAGGCAGCAGGUCCAGGAACAGCGUGUACAGCUAUGAGAUCACAGAUACCUAGUUUACAUUAGAGUUUUCAGUUUUUGCGCUUUUUUUUUACCUUUUUAUAUGCUGGAUAAGUGUUCAUAACAAAGCAGUCAGUAAUGGGAAAAGCCUGUACUCCAGUCAUGACUUAACAGAAAUACUGCACCUUUCCCAUUUCUGCCACUCCUGCAGUGCCAAAUAUAGCUGGAGGAAAAGGGAUGAGAGGAAGCUUUUUCUGCCUAUUUGUCUUCUUUUUCUUCUUGCCUAUGUUUUCUUCUUUUGUUUUCCUACCCCCAAGCAGUGUAAAUAAUGCUCAGCACUUGGUCUGUUUGUUUUUCCCUCCCAUCUCUUUUUUAGGUGUGGAGAAAGCUGAUUUCAGGAGUUUUCCCUAUUUGUACGGGUUAUAUAUUUUUUUGUUUAAAAAGACAUGAUUCUCUGAUUAGGGGGAAUUUGGUCUUUUGCAAUUCCUCGACAUUUUUUUACGGACCUCCUUUUGGGAGGGAGAGUUUUUGAAAGGAAAUUGUUUCCUUUCAGCUCUCACCUGAAAAUAAACAGAGACAAAAGCAAAAAUUGUAUAAGAUUAUUGAUUUUGCUGGAGGACUGAACAGAACCAGCAGAGAUUACCCAAGUGCUGGGUUUUAAUUGCAAGACCUCUUGCAAGGAAGCAUCAGCAGAGCAUGGUUGUAGAUCAGAUGCUGGAUCUGAUGAGUUAGAGAAAGGAAUUUGCCUGGACACUGCCAUACUGUUCCAGGAGCAACUCUUUCUCACUUACUCUGACUCAUAUUUGCUCUGUUUAAUUCAUGAUACAUUUGUCUCCUCUUUGCCUCCUCUUCAGGCUUGGUGUGUUUUUUGGAUGACAGGAGAGUGAUACAUGCUUCUUUCCUGCUUCAGGUUUAGCUCCUGCAUAUUUUCAGGGAAGAAUGUCUAAGGCGAAUAAAAUGUGACUGAAGGAGUAUCAUCAAGUCUCAGAGUUUAGACAGCUCCUGGCAAGCAAAGCAUAUGAUGUCCAGGAAUUGUGAAAAGUAGGAAUGGGACUCUCAGGAAGAACUUUACCCCACUCAGCUUUUUCCCACUGGUGCAGGCAGCUGCAAAAAGAGGAACUCCUUUUUCAAUACCCAGGUCUUUCCAGCCAAGUCCACUUCAAGCAGAUCUGUCUUCCCUCUCCAUUGCACCUCUAAAUGAAAGACCUCUGGGAUGUUUAAGUAAGACUGGUAAUUUGGUGUAGGUAAGAGAGAAAAGUUUUUAUGACCCAUCUUUUUUUACGUAUUUGCUUGGUCUUGCUUCCAUCUUUCUUAAGGAGGUCACUCUUCUCCUGAAGAAUGACCUUUCAAUAUCUCUUCAAAGAUGUUUACACAUACAGGUACUAACCUCCCCUGGGCAGCAAGGCUUGAUAAAAAUGCUCUGCUAUAGUUCUUGCAGGGCCAGUGGUAGCUCAUUAUCUUGAGCUGGCUUGGGUCCAGCUGUGGAGCAGGGCCUGGGAAAUCACACUAGGCAGAAGAGGGAGCUGGCAAGUGCCAAGAGCACCUCAGCAGAUGAGUAAAUGAGUAAGUUUAAAGCUAUUUUUAUUUCUUUUUUAAAAGGUCUUCAGGGAAACAAAUAUGGUUGGGUGUGUACCUUUGUGGGAGAUUUGGGUGGCUUGUUCCUUUCUCCAAACCAUUUUGUUCCCGUGUGCCUCUCCAGGACCAAUCUGGAUGUUUACGGUAACUUUCAGAGUAGCUUCUAAAGAUCCCUCUGUGUUGUUUACAGGACUGGGACAAGUGGGUCAUCUUGUCCAGGGCUGAUUUUUUCAUUAUUUUUUUUUUUAAUAUGGACAUGUGGUACAUUUACAAAGAUGUCUGAUUGUCUAAAAGAUAGACCUUAUCUCCAUGGAAGACACUGAGAGGAAGUUAUCUACCUAGGGAAAAGUGUGAAAAAAAUUGAACUUAAAGAAAACUGUGGAGUCCAAUAGGAGGAGAAAAUCUGUAGAUUCUUCUAGCCUCUGUGGAAUUGGGGUAGAGAAUUAUACCCUGCUGUAUAGUUCCAUAACCUGCAGUCUAGAAACCUGUAGAUAGCCUCAUUCUCUGUGAAUGCAGACUGGUUUGAGCACCACUUAUUGUAAAAACUUUCCAGCUUACUAUAUUUUGUAAUUUUUUUUUUCAUAAAUGUCUUAACAUCCUGUGAAUAAUAAACUUUCAGCCUUUUCUUGAAAGAAAGAAAAAGGCUAUUUUCCAUACCUCUCCACAAUCCAAAAGAGCUAAUUGCUAGGAGUUUGACGAGAGAGAGCAGAUCUUCCUGUCCACACUUGCCACCCAAGUGAGAAGCCUGAGCUGGACUGGAAAGGCAGUUUGAAUCUCUUUGAAAGUGGAAAAUUGUUUGUAUAAUCUGACCUUUUCUUAUGUAACAGGCCCACUGCCUGUGUGUAUCCAAUAUCAGAGAGAGAGAGACCUGGAACCUACUGUACAUUUCCCAGAAAAGCUGUUAUUAUAUAGAUACACCUAUUCAAGCAUAUGGGAGGCACAGGUGCUCUGUGAGCGAAAUUUGGCCUGCAGUCCCUUGAUCCUGGUGAGGAGGGAUGAGUUGGAGAGAGUCCAACCACAUAGUCAGAGCCCAAAUUGUGUUUGUGAGGCUGUAAAUAAGAGGGGAAGGUAAGCUCAGUAUCCCUGAUCUGCGGUUACUAAAAAACUGAGCUCUGCUGUUUGUUUCCACAAGCCCACUAUAAGGCAAAGCUGCACUACAGAAAACUUUUGGAUAUUCUUGAAGUAGUGGAGGUAAAAGAUUCCCAUCUUUCCGCCAAGCCUUUGUCUUCAGUAGGAACUUGUUGAAAUUACUAUGCUAAACAUGAAAGAAGGCUUAAACAGAAGUGACCCUAAUUUAAAAUCUUCUACUGCAAGAAAAUUCUUUCUUGCUCCUUCUCCUAUGAUUGCUCAUAUCUGAUUAGUUAUACUAUUUCAUAAGUUUUUCUUUUAUAUAAAUCUGAAGCUUUCUUUACAAGCCAUUCUGUUCUUCAAUUCCAUUAGCUCAGGCUCUGGGAUAGACAAGUUAAUCUUUCAGUUUCUGUGCAUCUAAAUCAUCAUCUUCUUUUGGAAAGCUGCUGACAAGUAAUCCACUUGCUUUCCCCCUUAAAAAACAUAAACAUCACCUUUCAGGACAGGCUUGCUGCAGGGAACAGAAUUUAAGAUCAGCUUCUAAGGUGAUCCAGUGGUGAGCUGCUUUGAAGGAGAAGAAACUCUGCUCUGGCCAUGCUCACCUCCCACAACCCUUGGGCAGGUGCUGAUUCACAGCUGGCCCACACCAAGCUGGGGACUUUUACCCUGCUUUAAAAGUGAAGAUGGAAGAGCUGUGAGCAGAGGGAGAGAGGGUUCUGUUCUCAGCAGCUGGCCUUCCUUUACUUCAGGUUAGAGAAACUGGGAAAGUGCACUUUGAAAUGGCAUCUUCGUGAUGAGCGUAAGGUGCUCAAAGGAGCUGUCCUGCCUCCUCUCUUCCACCACCACCAGCUCUGUACUUCUACUGCCAAAAAGCACCAGCACUAACACUCAUUUGGUUGCUCAGGAACUGGCCCCAUUGAAAACUAACCCAGUCCCCUACCCAAAUAAAGGUUCCAGUGGGAUGAACACUUCAUAUUGCUUCUCUUGGUGAGGCAGGGAUCACUGAGGACUGGUGAUACAUGUAGAUGGUCAUGUGGAAGACUGGUUGCAGAUGCAACUUAAAUUGGCUUAAGCUGAUUGUGAUAUGUCAAAAGAAUAAGCCCCAUGGGGGUACCAGGAAAAACAUUAUUUCCCCUUUUCUUCCUUAGUGUUUUCCUUGGAAUUUUUAGUAUGCUCUUGUUCGAUUUGGUCUUUGUUAUUUAUGCUCUGUUGUUUCCCUCACUGUUCUUUCCCUCAGGCCCCUUUGAGGUAAAACCUGGAAAUUGGGCAGGAGGACAUGAGUAACUUGAUAUAUGCAUGAAAUUAAUAAAAUUAACAUGCACAAAUCGUGUAUGCACUCAGUGAUUACACUCCAUGGCAGCUAAAGACACUGAUAAGUCUUACCCUGUAAUUACAAGAGGGAAGACUUGUUUAAGAGUGAAGCAUAGCUGUUGGAAAGGGUAUUUAUCCCUAUGUCCAGUCCUAGUGUGAGAUCUGGAAGAGUACUUCACUCCUAGGCAGAGCCUGCAUGUGCUGUACCGUGUACAGCAGCAAUGAAAAAUGUUGUAGCCUUGGAGAAGAGAGCUGGAGAAGGAAAGUCAUCUCUUUGUUUGACACAGGAAGGAGGUACCGUGGUGAGGCAAGGUGGUGUGCAACAGUACAGGCUUGUGCACCACUGUGUGUGGCAGAGGGGGAAACACAUGGACAGAAAAGCUUGGAAAAAGGUCAAGAAAAGCUUGAUGUCUUUUGUUUACACUACACAGGUAAGAAGCUUCAUGGCAGACUCCUGGCAGCGUGGACUGAGGUAUAGAAUUGCUAUACAAGCUGUGGGUCCAGGAUUGUUGCAGCUUAUGGUACUCCCUAGUCCAAGCCACGCUUUUUUAAGACGGUGAUAGGAAAGAGACCUCCCUGAAUUUGGGUACCUGCUAGCUUCUUUUUAAUUUUCUUCAAAAAACAGCUCACAGUGCCCUUGGUUCUUCAGGGAAAUCAUAUGAGAAAUACACCAAAUAAGAACUUACUCCUUGCCCAAAUCAAGUUAGUGUGAGUUCUGAUCUCACUGGGAACCUGAAAUACCUAAAUUCAGCUUAGUUUGCCUUAACUUUUAUAUUGAUAAUUGCCUAGAAGGAGAAACAAACUCAGAUAACCUGCCUCUAAAUGCUACAAAAAGCAGAGCAACAUUGGCAAAGUCUAAGCUCUUAUUUCUAAUUUCUCCCACGUGGAUUUUCCAGUGUUCCUUGUUCAGACAACUUUGGCAUAUCUUUUUAACUAACUGUUUGACUUUUUCUGAAAGAAAAAAAAAAAAGAAAAGAAAGGAAAGAAAAGAAAGAAAAUUAAUUCCAAUACAGAGAUUAUCAGCAGCUUACAACUAGAAACAUGUAAAUAGGUAAUGCUUUCAUCUUUGAUUUUCCUCCCCUGUAGAAAUCUGACAGGGAAAGAUUUCUAUGCCAUGGCUCAGGGAAAGGAAAAAUGAACAGGGAAAAUGUGAGUAAAAUGGUGCCUAUUAGAACUAAAUGUAUAUGUAGGACAGCCUACAGUCAUUAAAGCACAGUCUCAAAUAUGAUUGCAAGCUGUAAAGUCAAUGUCAGGUGCCUCUUUUGUACCAUAGGCUUUUCCCAGGCUAAGUAGUGGUGAACCUGUGCAGAAGAGCUGGACUUCUGUGCCAGAUCAGUGUCUCUCUCUGUCUCAGAAUAUGUCAUGGAGCCUGGGGACACUGUGCUCCCUCAGCAGCACAGCCAGCUCUAUGGAUUGGUUGGGCUAAGGCAUGAGGGUUAUUACAUUAACAAAUGGACAUGGAAGAUCUGCACUUGGAACAUCAGGGUCUAUUUACAUCCUUGCACUGACAUUUUUCCCCAGCACAGGCAGAUCAAAGUGUUAUUUUUUCCUUGGAAAUGAAGAGAAGCUCUAUGAUUGUCAGUGUUGGUCUGCACAAAAGAAAAGAAGUAUGUGAUGUAUUUUUCCAGUGCAGAUACACAUUGUUGGAACAGGAAAAAUUUAGUAAGGCUGUGAUUCUGAGAAGGAGCAUGUUUACUAAAACUGUAAAGACUUGUUCAAGAAUGUUCUCAGUGCAGAUACCACAGAAUCACACAAUGAUUGGAAGGGACCUUAAAGAUCAUCAAGUCCAACCCCUCUGCCAUGGGCAGGACUUACCUACUGAUUGAUGUGUAGUAGCUGCUGUCUUCUGGGAAGAGAGGGGUUGCAGUGUUCUGUGAAAAGAAUGCUCCUGCUAGGAUCUUCCUCAUCUCCUAAAGCUGGGGACAUUUUAAAUGCCCUCUGAAACCUAGUCUUGUUUUUGCUUUCCCAUAAAAUGUCCAUGCUUGCAAGACAGAAACAUCUAAAAAGGCUUUUCUCCAUUACGGAAACAAGAUUGUGCAUCAAGAUUUGCUUCUGAUAAGAUAAAGGCAUGCAGCCCAGGUUCAUUGGCCUUUUGGAUUCAUUUUCUUUGGGCAUGGAAAUCCAGUCAUGAUUGGACUGGAGGCCACAAGGUUAAGAACCUUUUUCCAGAGCUCUGCCAUGUUCCCAUGAGGCAAGUGUAGGCAUACUUCCCUUCUUUUCAGAUAACCGCAUGCUUGAGCAACGUAGCAAGACAAAAGCUCUUUUGCAGAUAUAUAUUCUUGUUUGGCUUUAACUUUUCUUUUCUGAUUUGUGGAUGUUGUGCAUGAUUGGAGGUCUCUGGGAAUCCUUACACCAUAAAAUUGGAACUCAAAAGUAAUUUUACAGGGAGCAAGAUUUCUCUUGUUUCAGCUCUUUUCAGACGUGGGUGGGUACAGGCAGAAGAUUUGGGAGGUACAAGGGUGGUGGAUGGGAGUCUCAGGGGUGGCAUGCGGGGUGGAUUCCUGAAGCAUGUGUAAAAAUAACUGAAGGCUUGAGUCUUCACAUGUUGUAUUCUCAGUAUCUGAAACUACUUUAGCAUAAGCGUGUGGGACCAUGGAGGUUGCUGCAAAGCACUUUUCAAGGGCUUCCCCGAGCCUGCACGUGUUUUCUGUAGCAGGGAGGCUGCAUGGUGGUUGUAUGUAUCCUUUUAAGCUAGUGUUUCCAGAAGUGCAUCGAUGUCUGGGGAGAAAGUACUACUGAAUGGAAGUAAAACAAAAAGGGACAGGGACCCACUACUGAAAGCUUCCGUCCUUACACUGUCCCACACUAGCCCUUAAAAACUAAAACGAGUCUGAUUUGCCUUUGGUCUUCCAGCUCCAAAACAUGUUUGCCUGAAAACUUUUGUUGGAUAUACUUCGCAUGUUUUGAUAAUGUGACUUACGAGAUAAACACUUCUACAAAGCUAUAUAUAAAUACAUCCAUGUGCAACCACCUGCAUACAUGUGCACACAUCACAUAUAGACUUAGACAACUGUAUGGCACUACACACCUCCAUGCCUGUACGUGGCAGCAACCACAGUAAAGGAGGGGAGGUAGCUCAAAAUAGCAUGUACAGUCCUUUAUGGAGUUGUUAUUAAACAGAAUGUGGUCUUGCCCUCCU